CCUGAGUAACUUUCGCCUGUCUGUUCGGAUCCGAUUGCUGGACAAGACACAGCCCGGAAACCCCCAACCCACAGGUCAACAUGCUGCCAAGUAGAGGUGUAUCGGGUCUGCGCCCAACUUCAGGGUUGCGCCUGUCUUUGACCGUGACAAGACAGCCAACCUCAAGUCGGCAAUACUCACAGAUACAGCGUCUUGGGCGCUCCUCACAACAAUGGAGCCCCAAUUCAGCAGCUCUAAGGGGUCAAAGUACCACAUUGCCACGAUUAGCACACCUCAGUCGCAACCCGAUCCGUGUUGGAGUGGCCUCGGGACCCUCGCGGUCUUUGUCCCUGUGGGGCUUCGGUUCGCAACCACAACAGCAGCCCGUUGGCAGCAAGGCCGCCUCGACGUCGGCCACAACGCCCUCUCCAGCUGCUUCGUCAACUGAAGCGCCCGCUAUCGGAUCAUCCCCCGUUUCUCCUGCCGGGUCUCAGCCGGUAGACUCGGCCGUCUCGAGCGCAUCUGAUAUACCGUCAGCCAUUGCCGACUCGGUCUCGUCUUCUUUCGUUCCCGAGACAUUCAGCGACUUCGACCUCGAGCCUUCGAUUCUUGAUAUCCCCGAGCAGAUUGGUUAUCUGAAGCACCUGGGCUUGGACUUUGGCUGGGGUCCUACUGCCUUCUGCGAAUGGAUGCUGGAGCACGUCUACAUCAUGACUGGCCUUCCCUGGUGGGCCUCCAUCUCGGCCGUUGCGCUUGGCAUUCGCUUGGUGUGGCUCUGGCCCACUAUCAUCGGCCAGAGGAACGCUGCCAAAAUGGCAUUGUUGCACAAAGACCCCGAGUUCAUGAAGGCAUCUGCCGAGGCCAAGCAGGUCAUGUGGGAUAAGGAUGCCGACACCAUGGUCAAAAUGAAGGUUCAGGCAAAGGUCCAGGGCAUGCAGAAGAGAGCCGGUGUCUCCAUGUUGAAGACUCUACUGCCUCCACUCGGAAUUGUCCCUCUCAGUUACGGCAUGUUCCGCUUGAUCAGAGGAAUGUCUGCACUCCCUGUCCCGAGUCUGGAGACGGGCGGUUUUGCUUGGAUAACGGACCUGACAGUCUACGAUCCUACCUAUAUCCUGCCAUUGGUAUCAGCUGCCCUUAGUGCUAUCACCAUCAGACAAACCCAGAAGGCCAACCUGAACCCCACACCGCAGAACGAGUCCAUGAACAAGUUUAUGCUUUAUGGCUUGACACCCUUCAUGUUCGUCUGUACCAUGUGGUUCCCCGCUGCUGUGCAAUGGUUUUUCCUCAUGUUUGCAGUCACCACCGUCGUUCAGGGUCGUCUUCUCAACAUGCCUGCUAUCCGCCGCAUAGUUGACCUUCCUCCUUUGCCCGGAACGCCAGCUUUGACCGUCGCUGCAAACCUGCAAUACCAAGCCCCGUCACGCAGUGGUAUCAGGGGUAUAUUGGACGGCGCUAAGAGCAACAUGGCCAACGUGACCAAGGGCAUCGAGGACUAUACCGGAGGUUCGGCCAAGGCCGCCGCGAAGAAGGCUCAGGAGUAUGAGAAGAAGCGCGCUGAGGAAGAGAAGCAAAAGGCUAUGAGCCGUAUGUUAGAAGCCCAGCGGAAGAGGGCAUCUCGACGAAAUUAGACUGGAUCCCCACUUUCAAUUUAAUGUAGCCAUGUACGAUCAGACCUGUACUAUAGGAUAUAGAACACAAGGGAACGGCUAGCUCGAGCUCGGGAUGGUCCCAUUUGCUGACGAAGCUCUUGUACAUAUAUAUGCACUUAGAUGAUGCACACUAGGCACUCUGCCAACGGAUAGAUUUAUGGCUUG
Molecule: messenger RNA, 1793 nt
Organism: Truncatella angustata
Lineage: Eukaryota; Fungi; Ascomycota; Sordariomycetes; Amphisphaeriales; Sporocadaceae
Product: 60Kd inner membrane protein-domain-containing protein
Exons: 2
Coding region: 81-1607 (508 amino acids)
Biological process (GO): mitochondrial respiratory chain complex IV assembly; protein insertion into mitochondrial inner membrane from matrix
Cellular component (GO): mitochondrial inner membrane
Molecular function (GO): membrane insertase activity
Source: RefSeq, a predicted model, not a curated record